GCUUCGCUCUCCUGCUUCAUUCCACCUUGUUCUUUUCCCACGCCCGCCAUCGGCAAUCAUGUCGGGUCCCGACUACGAGAAGCAGCACUACUCUGUCAGCGGCGAGUCGCCCUCUGACCAUGGGGUUGGGCACGUCACCGAUGGCAAAGACAACGCCCUCGCCGAGGCCGCUGGCGUCUACGGCUCAGUUCAGAAAGCAGAAGAUUACGGAUACGUCAAGCGUGGCCUCAAGUCUCGUCACAUCCAGUUCAUUGCUCUGGGUGGUACCAUCGGGACUGGUCUCUUCCUCGGUAUUGGCGGUGCGUUUGCGCGUGCUGGCCCUGUCUCUGUCCUGCUCGGCUACACCAUCACCGGUGUUGUUGUCUUCUGCAUGAUGCAGUGUCUCGGCGAGAUGGCUACAUGGCUUCCUCUUCCUGGUGCCAUCCCUCAGUAUGCCGCUCGCUACGCCGAUCCCGCUCUUGGUUUUGCCGUUGGUUGGAACCAGUGGUACAACAGCUCCAUCACUCUUUGCGCCGAAAUCUCUGCCGCAGCCCUCCUUAUUGAUUUCUGGGACCAGGAGCAGAAAUACAGUCCAGCCAUAUGGAUUUCGCUCAUCAUCGUCCUCAUCAUUGUCUUGAACAUCUUCGCUGUUUCCAUCUACGGAGAAGCCGAGUUUAUCUUUGCCUCGAUCAAAAUCAUCACCAUUCUGGGUCUGCUGCUUGCCGGCUUCAUCAUCAUGCUUGGUGGCGGUCCUGAUCACGACCGGAGAGGCUUCAGGUACUGGAAAGAAGGCGCAAUGAAGGAGUACGUCGGCAAAGGUGACCUUGGACGCUUCACUGGUCUUUGGUCCACACUCGUCAACGCCGCCUUCUCAUACAGUGGUGUGGAAAUGGUUGCUGUUGCCGCUGGUGAGGCCGAGAACCCUCGCAAGAACAUCCCCAAGGCCAUCCGUCGCGUCUUCUGGCGUAUCCUGUUCUUCUACGUCCUGGGAACCUUCAUCAUCGGAACCACCAUCAGCUCCAACGACCCCCAGCUUACUAACGCCAACGCCAAGGGUGCCCAGUCUUCGCCGUGGGUCAUCGCCAUGAAGAACGCCGGUAUCUCCGUCCUGCCCUCCAUUGUCAAUGCUGUCAUCUUGACUUCGGCCACCUCAUCCGCCAAUGCCUUCCUCUACACCGGUUCGCGCUACCUGUUCAGUAUCGCCCAGAACAAGCAGGCGCCCCAGUUCCUUCUCAAGUGCAACAAGAGCGGUGUGCCAGUCUACUGUGUCGCGAUUACAGCCUCCAUUUCUUUGCUCACUUACAUGAGCGUCAGUGCUGGUGCCAACAAGGUUUUCACAUGGUUCCAAAACCUGACCACCAUCGCCUCACUCUUCACAUGGUGCACAAUCUGCUACACAUAUGUCCAUUUCCGCAAAGCAUGCAUCGCCCAGAAUGUCGAUCGCAGUACCAUGGUCUUCAGGAGCAGGUGGCAACCUUACCAAGCCUGGAUCGCCUUUGUCUACUUUGGCCUCAUCAUCCUCUUCAACGGCUUCAAGGUUUUCACUGAGCAUCCAUGGAGAUCCUCUCAACUGACCGAUUUCUUCACGGCCUAUGUUGGCAUCCCCAUCUUUUUCCUUCUCUACUUGUUCUGGAAGGUCUUCAAGCGCACCAAGGUGGUGAAGGCGAGCGAGGCGGACAUUUGGACCGGCAAGGCGGCGCUUGACGCCGAGGUAUGGCCUGACCAGAUCCCGCGUAAUGCUCUUGAGAGGUUUUGGUUCUGGCUCUGCUAGACGAAGCCUUUUUUCAAUGACUGACGAGUGUUUGAAUACGCGUUCACGGAAAUGUAGUGGAGGUAGCAUACUGAAAAGCAUAAUUUGUUGUAUUGCAUAAUUCAUGUCCCGCAGUCGUAGUGGGCACACGCUGAUCGAUGCCUCUAAAUGCACCGACAAGCGCUUUCUACGUUGAAAUAUGAUUUGCUGCCGGAUAAACGAUUGUGGUGUCUUGCUA
Messenger RNA from Exserohilum turcica Et28A, 1967 nucleotides. RefSeq lists its product as uncharacterized. The record is from RefSeq and is a predicted model, not a curated record. Gene Ontology annotation, cellular component: membrane. Gene Ontology annotation, molecular function: amino acid transmembrane transporter activity. The transcript is spliced from 2 exons. Gene Ontology annotation, biological process: amino acid transmembrane transport. Lineage: Eukaryota; Fungi; Ascomycota; Dothideomycetes; Pleosporales; Pleosporaceae. The coding region runs from base 59 to 1750 and encodes 563 amino acids.